AUGGGCCAUACGAUUAGCGUUAAUCGACAGCAAAGCAGCAACGCGAGUGCAGCUGCAGCAUCACGCCGGAGCUACACGCCAGCGCAGAUGCAGGCACUGUAUUUGAGUGGUGGACGGCCGGACAUGGCGUUCAUAUCCAAUCAAGUCGGAAAUAUGCCCGUUGGCCUUCCAGAAUUGCAACAAACGUGCACGGUGAAGAACCACGUGAACCUGAAGAAGGCCAGUCUCAAGCUACAUCGGUCUAUAGAGCCACAGCAUUACGCUCUAGAGUUCCAGUUUGAUGCACUGCAACCAUGUCGAAUCAGUGUGUAUUUGGUGGCAGCUGAGACCAUCGACGCUGACACUGACUGCUCCAGUUUUGCUCUAGUCCAUGCAGACAAGAACCCGGUGCUGAUCCAGCACUUUCCUUCCGGAAUGAGACAGACUUUUGCUCUCACAGGGGCUGAGAAGGAGAAGAGGACGGUGAUGGAAGAGGGGACGGUGACGACGGAGGGCAAAGAGAAGCACGAGCACAUGUUGCCGCUCUUAGACUUUUCAGUAUACGACCCUGAUGAACUGGUUUAUAAAGCUGACACGACACAGUUUCCAUUAAUCAUUGUGCUUGAAGUGAUAUCGGACAAGAUAUGUCCACAAUCUCAGUCGACAUUUUGUACGUUUUUUAGGAAGGAUGAAGACUGCUGGGACAUCAAAAUGCUGAAGCAGAAGAUUUUAAUGAACGGACUGGCGUAUGAGUUGCAGGAGAUCUACGGUAUCGAUGGCUCGGUAACAGCAGCGCCCGAGACUGAGCGGAACAACGUGGCUGAGCAAGAUCAAGCUGCCGCAACUCAGACUGCCAAAGAUGAGAACGAGAUACAUGAAGGAGCCGAGUGCAUCAUUUGCUUGUGUGAACCGCGAAACACUACAAUUUUACCCUGCCGCCACAUGUGUCUCUGCAGCGACUGCGCGGAAGCAAUACGAAAGAGUUCCAGUACAUGCCCCAUUUGUAGGACGCGAGUUGAAGCAUUGCUUCAUAUUCGUACGACAGCAAAGGAGACUACAACGACAGAAGAGUAG
This is a messenger RNA of Peronospora farinosa, 1053 nucleotides long. Lineage: Eukaryota; Oomycota; Peronosporomycetes; Peronosporales; Peronosporaceae. The record is from the annotation of a GenBank genome assembly.